ACACUCAUGUGAUGAACAACUUGAGCAGAGCAAAUUUUUGUGCAGUUAGAUCGUGUGAUAUUAGUAUGCAUGCAGUGCUGCUUUUGAUCUUGGAGACACUACUCACAUGACCAGGAGGAGCAAUUGGCCAGGAACAUGUGUGACAAGGCUCUUCUAUCAGCAUGUGAUGAAUAAGCCAUGUACACGGUUAGAGGAAUGCAUGGGAUGGUGGCUUGAAGAUGCUCAUGUCAUUUUAGGGCCUUUGUUUUGAUGUCUUGGCCUGCAGUGACUCCAUGUCACAUAAUCCUUCCAAUUUUCUCCUCCACUAAAGAUGUAGUCUUACUCUGUUGUCCAGGCUCGUCGUGAACUCCUGGCCUGAAGUGAUCUUCCUGCCUCAGCCCCUCAAAGUGCUGGCAUUACAGGUAGGGAUCAGGAAGUACAAGUGAAAUGGUUCAGUUUUGGGAACAUUUUCUGUAUAUGGAUGUGUCUCAUACAGAAAAUUUCUAAAGAUUUGGUGAAGAUAGGAAAACUGUCAAAAAGGCUGUAGCAUUAUUAUACUGAAGUGUUUUCCUUUGAUUUAUAUACAUGGAUUUAGAAAUGUGUAUAUCAUACAUAUCUGUGUCUUUUCUGUUCUGGAGAUGAACAACCACAGAUACUAUCAGUUAUAGAUGAAGAAUGAUAUUGAGAUGGCUGUUUAAGCUAUUACAACAGCUUUAUGAAAGUUAAAUGUCAUUGAUGUAAAUAUGAGGAGAGAAGAGAAUAUUUAUCUCCACUAAGUGACAUGCAAAACCAUGCAUAUAUAUUAAAAAAAACAAUAAGACACUUCUGCUGGACUGUGAUUUUGAUGGAUAUAGGUGGAAUAUUAAACCAUAUGCUAUAAAGAUAAAUUCAAAUGAUUGCUCUUGGAUUGUCUUCAUUGUGUGACUUCCCUGCUUCCUACUAUUAAAAACCAAAUGUUUAGUAGUAAAGUGAUAUCAGUAUCAAAAUAAAAGUAUGGAGUGGGAGAAAAAUUCUCAAAGCCCGAAAGAAAAUCCGUGCUUAUUACUUUGUGUGUACCAUUGUUUGUUCAACCAAUCUCUUAUGUUUUCACAUUUAAGUAGUUUCCAGUAUUUUACAACUACAAAUCUGCUGCAAUGGGAGAUGCUGUUUUUCCAGCAGCUAAGUUGAGGAAGAACUUAGUUCAUCUCUGUUUCGUGAUUCCUCUUCAAUUUGUUUGCUAACCAAGACUUGUGUUUGGAGAACUCUAUUGUACUGAGCCUAAGUCAUCUUUGAUCUAUAACAAGAAACAUGCAUUUUCACAUGUCAACCAGAUUUGUGGACCAGUAAAGUUCUCCCAAAAGGUAGUUACUUUUGGUGACAUUGUCCAGUUCCCACAAUGUAUCAUUCCUUAUCUGAAACUAGACAUCCUCUGCAGCCAGAAGAACAAGAAGUAGGCAUUGACCCCUUGUCCAGUUACUCUAACAAGUCUGGAGGAGAUUCAAAUAAAAAUGGAAGAAGAGCAAGUUCUUCUUUAGACUCUGAAGGGACUUUUAAUUCUUAUAGGAAAGAAUGGGAAGAACUAUUUGUAAACAACAAUUACUUGGCAACAAUAAGGCAGAAGGGGAUUAAUGGGCAGCUGAGAAGCAGCAGGUUCCGCAGCAUUUGCUGGAAGCUAUUUCUUUGUGUUAUUCCUCAAGACAGAAAUCAAUGGAUAAAUAGAAUUGAAGAAUUAAGAGUAUGGUAUAGCAACAUUAAAGAAAUACAUAUUACAAACCCAAGGAAGGUUGUUGGCCAACAAGAUUUGAUGAUCAAUAAUCCUCUUUCACAGGAUGAAGGGAGUCUUUGGAACAAAUUCUUCCAAGAUAAAGAACUUCGAUCAAUGAUUGAACAAGAUGUCAAAAGAACGUUUCCUGAAAUGCAGUUUUUCCAACAAGAAAAUGUGAGAAAAAUUCUUACAGAUGUUCUUUUCUGUUAUGCUAGAGAAAACGAGCAGUUGCUUUAUAAACAGGGCAUGCAUGAGCUGUUAGCACCUAUAGUCUUUGUCCUUCACUGUGACCACCAAGCUUUUCUACAUGCCAGUGAGUCUGCACAGCCCAGUGAGGAAAUGAAAACUCUCUUGAACCCUGAGUAUCUGGAACAUGAUGCCUAUGCAAUGUUCUCACAACUUAUGGAAACUGCUGAACCUUGGUUUUCAACUUUUGAGCAUGAUGGUCAAAAGGGGAGAGAAACACUGAUGACUCCUAUUCCCUUUGCUAGACCACAAGAUUUAGGGCCAACAAUUGCUAUUGUUACUAAAGUCAACCAGAUCCAGGAUCAUCUACUGAAGAAGCAUGAUAUUGAGCUUUACAUGCACUUAAACAGACUAGAAAUUGCACCACAGAUAUAUGGAUUGAGGUGGGUGCGCCUGCUGUUUGGACGAGAGUUCCCCCUACAGGACCUUCUGGUAGUCUGGGAUGCCUUGUUUGCAGAUGGCCUCAGCCUGGGUUUAGUAGAUUACAUCUUCGUAGCCAUGUUACUCUACAUCCGAGAUGCUUUGAUCUCUAGUAACUACCAGACCUGUCUCGGCCUUCUGAUGCAUUACCCACUCAUCGGGGAUGUACACUCACUGAUUCUUAAGGCUCUGUUCCUUAGAGACCCAAAGGACCGAGACAAUAUAUGUAAAGGAACUAAUGUGUCUGGCACCUACUUGGAACCAAGAAAUCCAAGACCAGUGACUUAUCAGUUCCAUCCAAAUUUAGAUUACUACAAAGCACGAGGAGCCGACCUCAUGAAUAAAAGCCGGACCAAUGCCAAAGGUGCUCCCCUGAAUAUGAAUAAGGUCUCUAAUAGCCUGAUUAAUUUUGGAAGAAAGUUGAUUUCCCCAGCAAUGGCUCCAGGCAGUGCAGGUGGCCCUGUACCUGGAGGCAACAGCAGUAGCUCCUCCUCUGCUGUGAUUCCCACCAGGACCUCAGCAGAGGCCCCAAGGCAUCACUUGCAACAGCAACAGCAGCAGCAGAGGCUGAUGAAAUCAGAAAGCAUGCCUGUGCAAUUGAACAAAGGCGAUGUAGUUACAGGAAGCGAUGAUCAGGUUUCUGUUCCUGUCCAGACUCUAACUGACCUCCAAGGGCAAAGUUCUAAAAACAUCAGUUCAUCUCCAAGCGUUGAGAGUUUGCCUGGAGGAAGAGAAUUCACUGGCUCUCCACCUUCAUCUGCUACUAAAAAAGAUUCCUUUUUUAGUAACAUCUCUCGUUCCCGCUCACACAGCAAAACUAUGGGCAGAAAAGAAUCUGAAGAAGAAUUAGAAGCCCAAAUUUCCUUCCUUCAAGGACAGUUGAAUGACCUGGAUGCCAUGUGCAAAUACUGUGCAAAGGUGAUGGACAGUCAUCUUGUAAAUAUUCAAGAUGUGAUAUUACAAGAAAAUUUGGAAAAAGAAGAUCAAAUUCUGGUUUCUCUGGCAGGAUUAAAACAGAUCAAAGACAUUCUAAAAGGUUCCCUGCGUUUUAACCAGAGCCAGCUAGAGGCCGAAGAGAACGAACAGAUCACCAUUGCGGACAACCACUACUGCUCCAGCGGCCAGGGCCAAGGCCGAGGCCAAGGCCCGAGUGAUGAAAUGUCUGGGGCUACUAAGCAGGACUCUUCAGAAACGCCAGUGUGCACCGAUAGAGGGAGUUCAGAUGACUUCAUCCUGAUUUCCAAAGAUGAUGAUGGGAGCAGUGCCAGGGGCUCCUUCUCUGGGCAGGCCCAGCCUCUUCGCACUCUCAGAAGCACCUCUGGGAAAAGCGAGACCCCAGCCUACUCCCCACUGGUGUUCUCAGACCCGCUGAUGGGCUCAGCCUCAGCUUCCUCCAGCAACCCCAGCUCCAGCCCUGAUGAUGACAGCAGCAAGGACUCUGGCUUCACCAUCGUGAGUCCCCUGGACAUCUGACCACAGGGAUGCAGCCACCCUUCAGUGGUCCCAAGCCCAGAUCGAGGCUCACCCAGUGGAGACCCCUCUGAAAGCACUGCUUCCUUCCCAGCAUGCAUUUGGCAUUGCUCCAGCCCUUUGAAACCCCUGAGAGAGAAGCAUAUAUGGCCAUAAAGCACACAGGCUUAGGUUUGCCAAAUGCAGACAGGGCUUUCUGGGCCCUUACCUAAGCCCCACCCCACUCUUGCUCUGAGUUAGAGCUGAGUUAUGUGCUCAGUAUCAUACUCACAGUUAGAAAAGACCAAAUCACAAUUAGAAUCACUUUUCCUCUGUCCCCUUCUCCCCAACUAAGGAUGUGUGACAACUCCAUCAGUUAUACUUGAAGGAGGAGAAAUAGUUAUUUUCUUAUCUUCUAUCCCUCAAAGCAUCAGACAUAGGAAAAUUGGUUUAUACCAAGAAAGCUUCCUCUGUGGAAAUCUAUAUCUCAGCCUACUUUAUUCCUACAUUGGGAAGCCAUAUCACAGAGCUAAAUGCAAUAGAAUGAACUAGAACUAGUAGAUUUUAGGGCUGGAAAAAAAAACCAUUACCAACCUCUCAGAGUUAUAAUGAUCUCUGGAAACAGGGUCUAAGCUUAGGAGUCACAUUUCGGUGUGAGGUAGUAUUCGUUUUUUGAUGUAUUAAAGAAUGCAUCCAGUCCUUAGGCCACAUCAACUCUGGCCAUCACUGUCUCUCCUUAAACUAUUGCGUCUCACCUUUUAGAAUCUUCCAUAGCCAGAAAACAAGGUUAUUAUAAGCCAGUUUUUGCUGCACUGAUUUCAAAAGAUGUAAGAAUAUUACUGUCCUUGAAAUGGAAAAUGUAACCUUGACUUUAUGGGAUAAACAUUUUUCAGGCAGUUUUCCAGUUAAGUUUCUCUGGUUUCAAAGCUGUAUAUACUUGUCAACUGAAGCAGAAAGGGAAAAACCCAAGUUCAUUCCCACCCAAAGUCAGAAUGCCACAUUGGCCUUAAAGUAGCAGUCAUAAGACUUAGAGAAUUGGACCUAGAGUCCCUUCUGUGGGGAAUAAGGAGACCUAGAAAACAUUCCAGAUGCCAAGAGGAUGCAGGAUUUCUACACAACCCCUUCCUUUCUUGGAAGUCCAGUGUAGGAACUGCAGGGCCUGUGCUCAGCUAUGAACCCUGCAUCCUGGGUGCCACUGCCAGGACCAGGUCUGACAUGCCAGUGCCUCCCUGGGCUCAGCACAGAUUAGAGACUCUCCCCUUGUCACUUGGCACCAUGUUGGUGUGGUUAAAAAACCAUGAUGGGCACAGGGCAUCACAUGAACUGUUUUUCUCCUUAAAGAUGAUCCCUGGAAAGGAUACUUUUCCUCUCCUUUGCCUGCGCAGGAAUUCUAACAGGAAUGGGUGUGGAUGGCAGAGGGACACAGGGCCUGUCUCACCUCCGUCCGGGAGAGCAAACAUGCCACGGAUGACUGGCUCUUUGCACUUGUCCUCAGAGGAUGGUGAGGCAGCUGGGCAGUGGAGGCCUUCAUGGUAACAAAGGAAAACUCAUUAUAAAGGAACAGACACUGUUUACAUCCCUCCCACUGCUAACCUUAUUUCUCCAUAGACAAAUAUGAUAAUUACAUGAUUUUUCCACCUGCCCUCCAAGACAAUGGUGACUUGCUCCCAAGUCAAUUACUGUGGAGAGGGUUCUAAUUAGCUCUGCAAUUUGUUCUUAAACUCUAGCAGGGAAAUCUCCUCUUAACCACACCAACAUGGAAGGUGAAUAAUAACACUGGGUUUGCCAGAUAACAGGUAGUGUGCCUUCCACCACUGAGCAAUUGCCUGGCACGUGCACACUGGAGCUCCCUGGCUUUCGGCUCUGAGUGUUCCUCUCAGCACCUCUGAGUAAGCUGCUGCCAAGCACAUGUCCCCAUGACAACACUUUGUAAGCUGUGGGGGCCCCCAUACAGUGAGUGACCUGCAACUGUGCAGGGUUGCCAUUGGUCACUUUCUCACCUUGGGCAGUGUUUUCAGUUCUAGAGUAAGAGGUGUAGAGCUGUUCCCUCCAGGGCUCUGGGACAGAGUGGAAAGGACCACAGAGCUGGCAAUCCCUGGGGAGCUGGGCCCCUGUCAUCUGCUGACCUUUAGUCAGCAGAUUUCCUUUGCCCUAGAGCUAGAGUCAUGAUAGCUGAGGGUCACUGGCCCUGCAAGAGCCACUAGGCACCCACCAUGUCAAUAAGGCUCUUGGCUGGCUCACUGCAGUCGGCUGGGUGAUUCAUAGUUACAGAAAACUCCCAGCCCUGCUUUGUACUAGAGGCAGGUCCUCUCGGUUCUCUCCAUCCUGUGCUCCUGUGUUGGUGGCAUGUGAGGACCAAUGGGUUCACUCAGAGAUAUUGCUUCUGUGGCCCCUACAAGCUCACCCCCUCCUUGGAGGAGAGAGACAUAUAAGGACAGUGGGUCACGGGCAGUACCAGCCUCAAAUUCCCACGGGCUCAUACUAAUUGUAUUACUGUCUUACGGUUUUUAAGCAAUUUUUUUUAUUCUUCAUAGUUGAGUAUUAUUUGCAUUUGUAUUAGUUACAGUGCUAUUAAAGAAUGUGUUCCUUUUAUUAUUUUAUCAGGUGCUUAGUUUAAUUGCACAUUUUUUAAAUCCUGAAUAUAUUUUGUUAACAAAUGUGGUAAUCAGUGGAACCUCUCUUACGUUUUGAUUAUUACAGUUAAAUACAUUUUGUAUACAUGAAGCUUAGAUUAAUUCCCAUCAUCAUCUCUUUUCUUAUAUAUGUCUGUAUGUGUUUCAUGCAUUCCUCUUUGGUCAGAUUGGAAUUUGAGUUAAAAUUUAGCUCUGUACAUUACAUGUGAGAGUUACAGACUAGCAAAUCAUAAUGACUGACUUUGCCUUACCUUAAGUGUAUGCCAUGGAGUCAGACAACAUGGUAAACAUUUAGUUACACUGGAUUCCUCUUCCAAAGCUGACCUCCUGCUAAUGUUCAGUGGUGACUGCAAUCUGGAAAGAAAUAAUAUCACUGCACAAUGAAUGUGACUCUAAAAAUAAAACAGGACCUCCCUGUGAUUUGCCUUGUCUGCAGACGACGGAUUGUCUCUUGUGCUGUCAGCCCUGGGGUUGCUAAGGAAGCUGCCUCAGGAGGGUUAGUUGCCUGCUCUCAACAGGAAUGCCUCCUCUACUCUGUCAGAGAUGCUAAAUAAAUAUCAUCAAACGCUGUGGCAGUCAUGCUGGCCUCCUAAUAAUAACCUGUCAGAGUUGAUGCACAUUAUUUUUGUUUUUAUUUUUUUAAGAAACUGCCCCAAGGAUUCAUUAUAGAACAGGAGUGUGUAUGGAAGACUUAGCUCCCCACAUAGGGUGGCCAUUUUGUGGCAGCCACAACCAGUUCCAUCCCUCCUUUCCUGAGGACACACACCUGGGCCCCUGGGCCCUUCCCCAUUGUCAAGGAGGGGGACAGGGGAGGCUGUGAAGUGGAGUGAGGAAGCCAGAUGCAUUGAGGAUGCACGUGGCAAGCCAGGCUUCCUUCUCUAAGGCCAGACUGCUUUCUCAGUGUUACUUUCUAAAGCUCUUUGAUAGUGUUACAAAGAUAUGUAAAGUCCGUAUAAACAGGCUUGAGACCACGUUGAUGUCAAAGCUGUCAGAGUAGUUUUUCUCACAGUGGCACAGUUCAUUUGAUUGACGGAAUAUUCAGUGAUGCCAUUUAGGUCCUGUCACUUUUUUCUUGUCCAUCUUUAUGCUAUAACUCAAAUUGAUUUAAGAAAUGAUUUCUCCUUUUGGCAAAGUGAUCCCAUUCGAUAUGGUUAUAAUAAAAGACUAAUGUAAAACCGA
Callithrix jacchus (white-tufted-ear marmoset) is the source of this 7650-nucleotide messenger RNA. Lineage: Eukaryota; Metazoa; Chordata; Mammalia; Primates; Cebidae. The record is from RefSeq and is a predicted model, not a curated record.